Molecule: messenger RNA, 228 nt
Organism: Parnassius mnemosyne (clouded apollo)
Lineage: Eukaryota; Metazoa; Arthropoda; Insecta; Lepidoptera; Papilionidae
Source: the annotation of a GenBank genome assembly
CUGAAAAAUUUGAAUAUAACCAAAAGAUUCGUUUAUUGUAACAUCAAACGAUACAGUGAAGACUGUAGUGUAGAUGACAGGUCAAGAAGUGUUCGCCCUCGGUCUGUUAGUACUCCAGCAGUGAUAAAAGCCUUAACAAUCUAUUACUCCUGGAAGUGUAACCGUAAGAUAUUAUAUAUGAUCGUAACGAUCCUUCCCGUAAACCACUACUGCCCUACAUUAUCCUGA